CCACUAACCAUUAGAAAUGGGCGUCAUCCAUUUCUAUCCAAACUCCAAACUGCAAACCAUGUUCCUUCCCCGCAAAGCCACUCAUCUAAUUCGCAAGGCUAAUGUGGCGGCACACUUCACUCCACCCCCAACCGUCGGCUUCUCCGCCGCUAACGUAAGCCGCGCAAUGGUCACCAUGAACAAGGACGGCCUCGGAGUCGAUACCCACGAACUCGAACCCAUAUUCCAACAAAAACAAUCUCUUAGAUCCAAAGUACGCAAAGCUCUAAAAAACAUGGACCCGAUCCAGAAAUCUCAAGAAGAUAAUGCUAUUCAGAAUACUGUUGUGGAGUCUUCAUGGUUCAAAGCUAGUAAGAACGUAUGUGCUUACAUAAGUUCUCCUGCUUUACUCGAAGUCGACACCUCAAGGAUUAUCUCGGAAGUUUUGUCAAGUCCUGCUAAAGAGAGGAAGAAACUUUAUGUUCCACGGGUGGUGGACAGGAAUAGCAACAUGAAAAUGCUGAUGAUAUCUAGUGUUGAUGAUCUUAUUGAAAAAUCAAUGAACAUUUUGGAACCAGCCUUAGUAGAUUCUGAUGGGAUCCAACGUGAAGACGUUAUGCAGGCAAGUGAUCCACUCGACCUGUUUAUAAUGCCCGGGCUUGCAUUUGACAAAUCCGGAAGCCGUCUGGGACGAAGUGGGGGUUACUAUGAUUUGUUCCUUAAGAACUACCAAGAGCUCACAAAGAAGAAGAGAUGGAAGCAACCCCUCCUCGUUGCACUGUCAUAUUCAGUUCAAAUUAUUGAGGAAGGAGCAAUACCAGUUACUCCCUUCGACAUUCCGGUGGAUGCUCUUGUUUCUCCUGCUGGUUUCAUUCCGAUAAGCACAGCUGCUUUCCGGAGAUGUGAGUGAACAAAGCCUUCUGGUUCCGUUCGGCAGUUGCAUAAUGAUUGUGUUUCACUUCAUAAGAGGCUUGCGUCUAAAGAAAGUGUAUGUAUCUUGGAUGAGUGAUCGGAUAAUCAAAUAAUGGAACAUUUUAAUAAGAUUUUUACAAAAAAAUC
Molecule: messenger RNA, 1038 nt
Organism: Hibiscus syriacus
Lineage: Eukaryota; Viridiplantae; Streptophyta; Magnoliopsida; Malvales; Malvaceae
Product: 5-formyltetrahydrofolate cyclo-ligase, mitochondrial-like
Exons: 7
Coding region: 17-889 (290 amino acids)
Biological process (GO): tetrahydrofolate interconversion; folic acid-containing compound biosynthetic process
Cellular component (GO): mitochondrion
Molecular function (GO): 5-formyltetrahydrofolate cyclo-ligase activity
Source: RefSeq, a predicted model, not a curated record